This is a messenger RNA of Mytilus californianus (California mussel), 6875 nucleotides long. Its product is annotated as WD repeat-containing protein 64-like. NCBI's taxonomy places the organism in Eukaryota, Metazoa, Mollusca, Bivalvia, Mytilida, Mytilidae. The coding region runs from base 637 to 4041 and encodes 1134 amino acids. Gene Ontology annotation, molecular function: protein binding; calcium ion binding. The record is from RefSeq and is a predicted model, not a curated record. The transcript is spliced from 26 exons.
CCCUGUCCCCCUUUAAGGGUCUACAUAUAUUGUUAAUGCAUAGACUUUUUACGCCCCCUCCAAAACCCCGAACUCCCUGUGUCCAUGCGGCUUUGAGUUAUACUUCGAUGCAUAUGUCAUGUUUUCAUAUAUAUAAUAUAUAGAUAUGUUUAGAUUGAAUGAGAUGAACUAUAAACGAUUUAAAAAUUAAAUUAUUUCAAAAAAAAAUCCAGACUCUAUUGAUUAAAUAACAUGGAAUAAGGACACUCAACCAGACAUAUAAUUGUAUUAUAUGUCUCUGACUCAACUAUAAGCUCAAUAAAUUUUCAAUUUAACGAAUCUUAAUAUGUAUCAGCAUGACGAUAUGUUGAUAAUUAAUCAUUUCUUUGAAGGUAAAAAUGUCUAUAUCAUAAGCUAUUGAUCAAUCAACAUUAUCGUUAAAUCUUUUGAAUUCGAUCAAACACAAAAGAUCUUUAAAAUAUAUUUUGUUUACGUUGGGACAGGAACGAGGCCACCCUUACUUCAACUGACCUUCACAGGAAGUUAGCAGGGGACAGAAGUCCGUGGUCGUCAGGUUCAUUGAAACGGAGUGAUUUCUUUACACCUUUUGAGGAAAAAUUGUUGGAGGCUGUUGCCGGCCAGCCCCCGGGUGUCAAUAUGCCGACGACAAGACCACAAACCGCGACAAUGAGAAAGAAAAUACGUCCCAGUUCGGCUGGACCAAAUCUGCAGUCUCAUCCAUGUUACUCAACAAGUUUAUUCGAUAGUAAUAGACCCUCAACAGCUUCAUCUUCAUCUUUACGAACACAGGAGAAAGGUGCGUUACCCGCCAGACCCGUGACACAGGCUGGCCCACGGAGACAGUAUCGAGCGCCUCAAGCAGAUGUACGACUUCAAGAAAUUCAAAAACAGCCUCGUCGACUCACACUCGGUACUGUUGAUGGGCUUCAGCCUGACUUGAUUAAAAAUCGACCAAGAUCUGGUAAUGGACAGAUUUCAGAUCAACUGAAAAAUAAAAUUGAAGAACAGAUCGAUUUGAAUACAUUGGAAGAAUUGAAAAAGGCAUUCUUGAGAGCAGACAGGGAUGAGUCGGGACAGUUAGAUCUAGAAGAAUUUAAAGCUUUACUGAAGGCAAGAUUGAACCUUAGGGUCACUAAAGAAGCACAAAUUGAAGCACUAUUUAAAAAGAUUGACUGGUCGUACAAUGGAGGUAUUACUUGGGAUGAGUUCUGUACAUACAUGCAGCUGGAGUAUGCUGAGAAAGAGGACUCCUACCUCAGAUCUAAGGAAGUGGAGUUUCUGUUACCAGCAAAGAUAGCUAGUCCCCCUCACAGAGAUCCUAUACUGAGGAUUACAAGUAAUCCUGAUGGAUCCUUCUUAGCUUGCAGUCAGGAUGGGACAGUUACAUUCUGGGGAAUGUCUGGUAAUGAACUGAAAUGGAAGAGAAAGAAAGAGAUUGUUAACACAGAAACAAUGUCUAGAACCAAACCAAAAUGGAUCACAGAUUUUGUCAUCAUGCCAGAAUAUAACAAAUUUAUAGUGGGCACAGGUGACAGAGAAAUCCAGUUCUUUGAGUUAUCCUCCUUUGACCCAUAUUGUCAAGUCAGUAGUCUAGAAUCAGUACCUUUACAGUUAGACUAUUGUGCUACAAAUACAGAUGAAUGUAUAAUUGUAUUUGGUGACAGUCAAGGAUGUAUUAAUAUUCUAGUCAUAAAAAAUCCUGGUGAAUCUUUGAGGUUAUGGAAAAAAGAAAAAAGACAUCAAGGUUUUAUACCAAGUAUAUCUUUAGAUCAAAUCAUAGAAAAACACAGAGCUAUGUUUAUAAGAUGGCAGGUUCAUAAAGACUGGGUUCAACAGUUGAAGUACUAUCAUGAUAUCAAAAUGAUAAUCUCCUGUUCCAAUGAUAGAGACACAGCACUUGUGAAAGGAUGUAUUAUGGGUAGUUCACACAGAUCACAGGAAAUUGCUGAAUACCAACAAUCAAUGAUCCGCCAACAAAAUGCAGGAAAGAAAGAUUCCAAAGAUCCCCAGGACAAGGCAAAGCUUAGACAGAUGUUAGCUGUACCUAAACCCAGACAAUCAUCAGACCAAGCAGUAUUUCAGGUGUACAAAGGAGUCAAAUGUUUUGAUUUCUGUAAAGAUAAAAAUAUCAUUGUCACUGGUGGCAUGGACAGGAUUGUACGGUUAUGGAAUCCAUAUGUGAAUUUAAAGCCAACUGCCAUGUUAAGGGGACAUAAUGCACCAAUCUUUUACCUUAUGAUUGCCAAGGAGGAGAACAGAAUCUUCAGUAUUUCUACAGACAGAUGUAUAAAGAUCUGGGAUAUUCAGGACCACAAUUGUCUGAUGACAGUCAGGGAAAAAGGUCAUGCAAUCAGAGGAGAUAUCCAAGCCUGCCAUUACUCAAUUAUCUCUAAAACAUUGGCUAUUGCAACAGACAAUAUGUGCUUAUUACAACUAAGACAGAAAUCAGAUCAAGAUGCAAAAAAUGUCAGUGAUGAAUUAGAAACUUCUGAAGGACCAACGUUACAUCGAGAUAUAACAGUUACUCACAAAGAACCAGUCACCUGCUGCAAAUAUAAUGCCUGUUUUAAUUAUGUUAUUACCUGCUCUGAGGGCUCGGUAAUAAAGAUCUGGGACUUUGAGACAGGCACAGCUAUAUUUGAGUAUGGAGAAGCACAUGGUGACUCUGCUAUAACAUGUAUGACCUUUGAUAAUACAGAAAGAAGGUUAAUAACUGGAGCCAGAGAUGGAGUGUUGAAUAUAUGGAAUUACAAUAAUGGACAUUGUCUCAGAAAACUACAAAAAUCCAAGGGUAAUGAUGAAAUCUGUGAUGUUGUUUAUGUAGAGAUGAACAAGAAUCGCUACAUUAUAUCUGUAGGAUGGGACAAAAGAAUCAAUAUUUACUCUGACUCUCAGACUGAUUCCAAUAUACAUCAAGUGCAGAAUCCUAAUAUAGUCUGGACUGAUGAUUUGAAAAAUGGUCAUAAGGAAGACAUAUUGUCCAUAGCCCAGUGCCAGCCAAACUUACUAGCAACAGCAGGGUAUGAUGGUGAAAUAGUUGUAUGGAAUAUGGUAUCUGGUCAUAUUUUCUGUAAAUUACAUGGUAAGAGUAGUGUGAGCAAGUUAGUAUUUAUGUCAGAAAGAGCCUAUAACAAAGGGGCAGCUUCAUUGAUCUCCAAUGGACCUGAUGGACAUAUUCUGUUCUGGAAAGUUUUUGAGGGUGGAUCUCUAGAAGCAGACUUCCCUGGGACUUCCACAGAGGGUGCUUUAAUCAGUACAAUGACAAUCAACGAAGCCAACACUAUGCUAUGUGUGGCUGAUAAUUUAGGAUUUGUAUUUGUAUAUAAUGUUGAAGGCUAUGCAAUGUCAGGGUAUGAAGAGGAACCUCCAGAAUUGGUGAACACAUGGAGAGGUCAUGUAGAUAGCAUAUCAUGUAUAGAGUUAGUAGAGAAAAACAAAGUUAUAAUGACAGCGUCUAUAGACUGUACAGUCAGACUGUGGAACUAUGAAGGCAAUUAUAUAGGUACAUUUGGUCAGCCAGAACAGUGGGACCUAUAUAACACAUCUACUUUCUGUCAUCCCAUGGUGCCAUAUGAUGUACUGAUAGACCCCAUGAGUUUACCAUCUCACCCUGUAUUGAAAGAAGGAACAAAGACAGAAGAUCUCCUGGAGGAAAUUAAAAAAAAGGAAGAUGAAACUGCUAAGAUCCAGCCAGCAUAUACAUCUUAUGUCAAGCCACAGAUCAAUAUAGAUGAUGAAACUAUUGCUAAAGACAUCAGAGAUCUAAAUGAUAUCCUCAAAGAUACAGGACUUGAUGAAGAACAGGCGAAAAACUAUCACGGGAAAUGGUUAAGACAUGAGAAAACAAAGAUCAAGAAAAUAGACAAAGGAGGACCUUCAGAUUAUCAGACUUUAAAAUGGUCCCAAAUUGUGGACCCACCUCAACCAGAUUUUCCCAAAGUGAAAUUUGACAAAGACGAUCCUUUUGGGUCAGGAAUGGAUCCUGAAAUGAUGACCAAUAGUCUUAAAUCUUUUACUAAUAAACAGCAGGCUGUGUCAUAAUUAUUGGUCUUUUGUAUAAAAGAAACAAUAUUUAAUAUGAAAAUUAUUUUUUUUAGAUUUGUUUUAUUGUAAUUUGAUUUUUAUUUGCACAAAUGAAAAAAUCAUAAAUAUAAUGUAACUGAAUUUCAUUUUGUUACAUGUUCAAAAAUGCUAUAGAACUACUAUAAUGUUAUUUUUAUAUGUACUAGCCAUGUUAUGCACAGAAUGAUAAUCUUGAACUUUAUACAUGUAUGAAGUAAAAAAAAUGUGGGUGUGUAUUACUUACUUAAAUUCUAUUACCUCUUUAAAAUGCACAAAAGCACUGCUGCUUAAAAUUUAUACCAUUCAGACAUUUAUAUUAUAGUUACUUUCAGAGACUUUUUAGAAUUAGUUACCUCAAUUUGCAUUUGAUAGUUGUUUUUUUUUUCCAUUUUACUGUGAUAAUCAUGAUUAUAUUCCUGUUACCCUUUCUAGACAGCAGGGAUAUGACCCAACAUUAUACUUUCAUAAAGUUAUUACAUUGACUAAUUUUAAAUGUAGAAAUUUUUGUUAAUAGAAUGCUUAUUGAAAACAAAUCCAAUAUUUGCUGCUUUUACAAAUGAUUUACAUGAUUUUCUGUAUGAUAUGACAGCAGCCAAUUUGUUAGAUAAGAGGCUAUUUUCAGUAUAUAAGGCCUCCCAUGGAAUUUGAUAGUAUAAGAGGUUAGUCUGUUGAAACUUUUUAUAAAGUAUAUUUUUGAAAAAAGUCUAUUCUGUUAUUAUUUUUGUAGCAUAAUUGAGUGUCUUUUUUAAUGAAAAUUUGAACUUUGAAUCAUGAGGCUCUAAGUAAAUUUGGGAUCUAGCUUUAUCUUUUUGAAUUUACACAUACAGGACAGGUGACUGUAGUGAAAAGAAGUGCAAGUUUACAUAAUUUUUUUUAAAUUGUUAGUAGUCUGUUCACUGCACAAGCUAAAGGCCACUGCACAUUCUAGCAUCAAAAGAUCCCAAGUUUUCAAUUCAUAUGUCGAGAAUAUGAAUAAAAGUUUUAUUACCAUUUUGAAUAAUUCCGUCCAUUUUGUGUCAAUCAAAUGAAUAAAAAAUAUGUGAUAAAAAUUAUGAUAUACAAUUUUGUUCAAGUUAUUAUGUGGCCUGACGGGGAUGCUGUAGCGUUUUAUACAUGAUAUAAGGAUUACUUCUUUUGUCUUGCCUUGUCCAUGUCACUCUUUGUUAACCAGUGACUUUUUAAAACAUCACUACAGAUUUCUCCCAAACUUUCACAGAUCCCUUCUGCAGGACAUGAAUUUGUGCACUGGCUAUUUUGAUUUUUGAUCUGAGUGAUAUUUUGGGCUUUCACAAUUUUACCAAAACAUGGACUUGGCCAUUUCUGCUUAAUCCACAACUCCUUAAAAAAAUGGAUUGACAGAAUUUAAAUUAACUUGCAUAGAUUAUUUUAUUGGAAAUGACUUUUGCAUCUGUUAUUUUAAUUUUUGAUAUGGUAAAUUUUUGGGGUUUCCUAUACCAAAGCAUGGACUUUGCUAUAUCUGCUUGUAGAAUUUGGAGAAGGCAGGCAACACUCCUGUUUUAUACUCAGUUUUAUCUUAUUUUACUGUUUUGUAUAGUAUUUAUUCAUGUAUAUAUGUACAUAUUUCAGAGUUUAUGUAUACUGUUAGUAUAUUAUUUUAUAUGUGAUAAUGUUAUGCAAUAUUUUCCUCAUGUGUGCCAACUUUAUAUAUAUUUAUGAUCAUAGUAUUCACUUCCUGCAACACAGAGAUUUUGCUGCUGAAGUCACUGCUUUUUAGGGCUUAAUAUUUUUUUUUUACUUGUAAGUUUUUGAGGAAUGUGCAUUUAAAUCAAUAUAUUUAAUAAAUGAUCAAUUAUAGGAAUCUUAUCUAAAUCUAUAAAGACCAUUAGGUUAACUUCUAAAAAGGGUAUUCAAGUUUUUAUUUUUCAUAAUUCUAUUUUACACUAAGUGUCACAGGUUUCUUUAAAAAUUGGAAAUUUUUCAUGCCUUAGAUUCUUAAAAAAAUGUUAUUUUUUUUUACAAUAAAUAACUUCUAUAAUUACACAUUUAUGAAUAAGACAUAAAUUCUACUACCGUUCAAGUGAAUUAGGCUAUAUUCAGAAUUGAUUGAGGUUUUUCAUAUAUUUUUUUUUCAAAUAAAGCUAUUUUAUAAAGUUCUUAAUAGAUUGGGAAAGAGUACGUAGCUAUAGGUUUAUGUCCAUUUUGGAGUAGUGUUUUAAUGUUUUAUUAUGAAUUGUAUCCAAAGUUAUAUCUGAAUAAGUUUGAUGAAGUAUGCCCAGGCCUUUCCAUUCCCUUUACUCUGUUUUAUCUUAAAUAUCAGAAAAAAAUAUCUUGAAAAUGAAAGUAUUAUCUAGAUUUUAUUUUUUUGUAUGGUUAAAACCACAAGACAAUCAUUACAAUAUAUUAUUCUUAUAUAAACUAUACUCUUGAUUUUUUUUAAUGAAUUGUAACAAAUAUUUGUUAUUACCCUAUUACACUAAUGUUGUUGAUUUUUAUUUGUCCAGUUAUUAAACAAACUAUUAAAAAAUCAUAAGUAGGCACCUAAACAAGUCCACACAUAAUACCCAAAACUUAUACAGAUACCUUGAAAUGUAUUAAACAAAAUGGACUAGGGUAUUUGCAUGAACAUUCUGACAUUAUGGUCCAUUCAAUUUUUCAUGUCCCUUUAUUGUUUUGUUUGUACCUGCACAAACAAGUGAUUAGAACUAUUUUUUUGUAUCCUCCAAGAUUGAAUUGUAUACCAUUGUUUACCAGUUUAGUUAACAAGCCACUGUCUCUGUUUAUAUAUUUAUCUACUUGCCCACAAUAUGAAAUUGUGAUGCAUUUCUAUUUACAAUAAAAUUGAUGAAGAGUAA